Messenger RNA from Didymodactylos carnosus, 2844 nucleotides. The record is from the annotation of a GenBank genome assembly. Lineage: Eukaryota; Metazoa; Rotifera; Eurotatoria; Philodinida; Philodinidae.
AUGAAAUUAAGUACACUUGAUACAAAAGACCCGAUUGAUUUUAAUAAUUUGACAAUAAUUACCCAUCCAAAACCGCCACGUCGUAGACAAAGCGGUGCAACCUAUAUACCAUUUCGUCCAUAUGUCAAAUGUCUUAAUAGUAUACGCCAACAACAUUCGUUUACAGAUGGAAAAGCAAGCUGGCUUACACAGGGAAAAGACGAAAUUUUUUUUACUCAACAAAAUGCAAGAUGUAUUGGAACAUUAUUAGACGAUUGUGGUAUAUCCGAUUCUAUUCGAUUAGAUAUUGAAGCCGAAUCAACGAAAUUACCGAUGAUGUGUAAACUAUGGAUUAUAGUUGAUGGUGCUGUUGUGGAGCGAGGUAAAGCACACAUGGUUCAAGAUGCGGCUAUUCAAGUUCAUACCGGUGGUCGAUCUCGUCGGAAUUUAACAUUAAAUGAUAGCGCUUCACGAACAACAACCUAUGAUAGACGACGUCGUCAGAGUUGGCAUGAUAUUAGUGAAUAUCGAUCGGUACCGUAUUACCAGUACUCACGUCCAGCGAAAGAUUGUCCACAAACGGGUGUUCAGUGUAAUAGGGAUUUAGAAACACCACUGUCCAUGAUAACAGAAACAUCAGAUGAUACAAAGCUAAUCAAAGAAGAAAAAAUUGUCACACAAGAAAAGAAAUCAAUUAUGACGCAAACUGAAUCAACACAUGAUAAUAGUUCAACGCAAACAAAUUUCGAAUAUGUUCAUUUUUAUCAUUUAUUGAGUCAUCAAAGUACAGCUAUUCUAUCAUCCAUGGUAGAUCCUGUACUUUAUCAUCAUCAAUCACAUUUAACAGCUGAAAGCUAUUCAUGGGAAACAACGGAAACGUUUCGAAAUGGUGUUAGGUAUAACAAUGUCUUCGUAUCAACUGGUGAUGAUUAUCCAAAAUGGUGGAUUCAAGUUUUAAGUACUGCGAGUAUAUUAUCAGAAAAAUCGAUCAAUGUUCAAGAACAACAAUCGAUCAUAACAAUGUCUAGUCCACGAAUGCAAGAGCAAGGUGUUCAAACCGAACGUAAGCAGUCUCGUCAACAAUCAUCAUCGUCUCUAUUAACAGAGAAGAACUUAUACGAUGAUUUUGACGAAAACAAUCACACUCGUAUGCGAACAAAUAGCGGUUAUUCAUCACAAAAUGAACAUUUACGAUCAAAAACAAAUUCACGUCUAUCUGACUAUUACAGUAGCGAUUUAGACGGUAAUUUGACAACAGCAAAUAAUAAUAAACGAGCUGAUCAAUCAUCAUCUCGUUUAAGCGAUUAUUUAUCAAUUAAAGAAGAAGAUGGUCAAAAUAAAAAUAGCUCUUCCUCUCAAACUCAUUCACCAUCACGAGGAGGAGGAGAUCAUCUGGAUUAUAAACAAUUUGAAUUAUCAUUAAACACUUUACCGAUUAAUAAUCAUCAUUCAUUAACUCGUCAAUCAGAUGUUAGUUUAAAUUUAUCAUCUUCACAUAUUUUACGUUCACCAUUUCAACGAAGUAGUACAACAGCAGCAAGAAAUCGAACAAGUUCAGAAAUAUCAACAAUUCUAGACAAUAGGCAACAUCGAACAGGAGCAAUAAUAGCAACAAAAUGGGAACCAACAUCAACAUCCAUACUUAUUGAUGAUAAAAUGAUAAAACGGGAAACACGAAGUGAUGUUGAAAGUGAUGAUUCGUAUGUUCCAUCAUUAUCUGAAAUAGAUCGUAUUUUAGAAAUAUAUCGACAACAAGCACUUCUUGAAAUUAGUCAGCGAUCAAAUAUCGAUAAAACAAAUAUGGAAAUGGAAUUAUAUACGGGUAAUGAACAUUCAAUUCGAUCAUCAAGACACAAUUCAGUAAAUGUUAUUCCAUCACAGGGUACUAUAGCAACAAUAGCAACAAAAUAUCGUUCAAUUAAACCAACAAGCCAAGACAUGAUCAAUGCAUAUAUGGAUGAACGUUGCACUGCAUGUAUACCACGAUUAUUAACAUCACGACUAGAACCAUCACUUGCACUACCACCCAUAUCAGAAUUAUCACUAAUCAAACCGGAAUAUGUUGAAUUGAACUAUAAUAAUUAUUGGAGUCCAUGGAUUGCGUAUAAUGAACAACGUGUGAAUGAUUUACAAAAACGAAUUGAAUUGUUACUCCAAAUUGAUGAUGAUCAAGAUUUAUUGACAUUGACAGCUCCGUCUCUAAUAUCCUCAUCAAAUAGAACAGUUACGCAACAUAUUGAUGAUAUUUUAUUACAAGAUAAAUACAAUGAUAAACAUCAUUUCUUAGGACAUCGUGCACUUACUUAUCCAUCGACAAACAGUAAAUCGAGUAGCAGCAUUACACAUGCUAAUGGCAUAUUAAAUUAUCCAUCUUACUCUCGUUAUUCACCACAUUUUUAUCGACUAAGAGCAGCAUUAAAUUAUACUGCUCUACCAGAAAAUAUGUAUCAUGCAUUACCAAUUUCUCCAAGAUUUACACAACAAAAAUCUGUACGAAUUGGUCCCGUCACUCACUUAAAAUCUACACCUGUUUCACCACGAUCUGCGGAUCAUUCACAUCAUCGUUUAAAAUCAACAUCACGAUCAGUUCUACAUAAAAAACCACCAACUCAUUAUCAUCGAUCAAUAUUACGCUCAACAGCACCACAUAUGAACACUUCUCAUAUCUGGCAAAAUUCAACAGAUGGAUUAACAUACGUUCUUCAACAAUGGAGUAUACCACGAUAUUAUCGUUUAUAUGAUGAUGUCGGCUUUCGUGACAUGUAUAGGAUUUCGUUAUUAAUGAAUCCUUAUUUGGAUCAAGCUGAUGUCUAUUCAAAUAUAGCAAAAAAUUAUUUAUUUGAACAAGUGACAGCAUCAUCUUAA